Molecule: messenger RNA, 2015 nt
Organism: Balaenoptera acutorostrata (minke whale)
Lineage: Eukaryota; Metazoa; Chordata; Mammalia; Artiodactyla; Balaenopteridae
Gene: PUF60
Product: poly(U) binding splicing factor 60
Exons: 12
Coding region: 338-1888 (516 amino acids)
Biological process (GO): alternative mRNA splicing, via spliceosome; regulation of alternative mRNA splicing, via spliceosome; mRNA splice site recognition
Cellular component (GO): catalytic step 2 spliceosome; precatalytic spliceosome
Molecular function (GO): RNA binding
Source: RefSeq, a predicted model, not a curated record
CGGGGCGCAGCUGGGGGCCGUGCCGCGCGCCGAGCCGGGUCCCUUCGCGGUGAGGCCGGUCGGACCCCGGCGGCGGUCAUCCCUUUCUGUCGAUGGGGUGCGCCUGUGUCCCCGACUUGAAGGCGGGGCUCCUGGGAACCGUGGCGUUUCUUCUCCCGCUAGUGUGAAAGGGGCCGCUGGGCGUGCGGGGGCCUGUAGGAAGCGAUCGGGCCCGCAGGUCAAUGGCCAGCAAGGAGGGGGGUCCGAGCCGGCGGCGGCGGCGGCGGCGGCGGCGGCGGCGGCAGUGGUGGCAGCGGGAGACAAAUGGAAACCUUCACAGGGGACAGACUCCAUCAAGAUGGAGAACGGGCAGAGCACAGCCGCAAAGCUGGGACUGCCUCCCCUGACGCCUGAGCAGCAAGAGGCCCUCCAGAAGGCCAAGAAGUACGCCAUGGAGCAGAGCAUCAAGAGCGUGCUGGUGAAGCAGACCAUCGCCCACCAGCAGCAGCAGCUCACCAACCUGCAGAUGGCAGCAGUGACAAUGGGCUUUGGAGAUCCUCUCUCACCUUUGCAAUCGAUGGCAGCUCAGCGACAGCGGGCACUGGCCAUCAUGUGCCGGGUCUACGUGGGCUCCAUCUACUACGAGCUGGGGGAGGACACCAUUCGCCAGGCCUUUGCCCCCUUUGGACCCAUCAAGAGCAUUGACAUGUCCUGGGACUCCGUCACCAUGAAGCACAAGGGCUUUGCAUUUGUGGAGUACGAGGUCCCAGAGGCCGCCCAGCUGGCCUUGGAGCAGAUGAACUCCGUGAUGCUGGGAGGCAGGAACAUCAAGGUGGGCAGACCCAGCAACAUAGGGCAGGCCCAGCCCAUCAUAGACCAGCUGGCCGAGGAGGCGCGAGCCUUCAACCGCAUCUACGUGGCUUCUGUGCACCAGGACCUCUCGGACGACGACAUCAAGAGUGUGUUUGAGGCCUUCGGCAAGAUCAAAUCUUGCACACUGGCUCGGGACCCCACGACUGGCAAGCACAAGGGCUAUGGCUUCAUUGAAUAUGAGAAGGCCCAGUCGUCCCAGGAUGCCGUGUCUUCCAUGAACCUUUUUGACCUGGGUGGCCAGUACUUGCGGGUGGGCAAGGCUGUCACACCCCCUAUGCCCCUGCUUACGCCGGCCACACCUGGAGGCCUCCCGCCUGCUGCUGCUGUGGCCGCAGCUGCCGCCACAGCCAAGAUUACGGCUCAGGAAGCAGUGGCUGGAGCAGCGGUACUGGGUACUCUAGCCACACCUGGACUGGUGUCCCCUGCCCUGACUCUGGCCCAGCCCCUGGGGGCGCUACCCCAGGCUGUCAUGGCCGCCCAGGCCCCGGGAGUUAUCACAGGUGUGACCCCGGCCCGGCCUCCCAUUCCGGUCACCAUCCCCUCUGUGGGAGUGGUGAACCCCAUCCUGGCCAGCCCUCCGACACUCGGUCUCCUGGAGCCCAAGAAAGAGAAGGAGGAGGAGGAGCUGUUUCCCGAGUCGGAGCGGCCAGAGAUGCUGAGCGAGCAGGAGCACAUGAGCAUCUCUGGCAGCAGCGCCCGCCACAUGGUGAUGCAGAAGCUGCUCCGCAAACAGGAGUCCACAGUGAUGGUUCUGCGCAACAUGGUGGACCCCAAGGACAUCGAUGACGACCUGGAGGGGGAGGUGACCGAGGAGUGUGGCAAGUUUGGUGCUGUCAACCGUGUCAUCAUCUACCAGGAGAAGCAGGGCGAGGAGGAGGAUGCGGAGAUCAUUGUCAAGAUUUUUGUGGAGUUUUCCGUAGCCUCUGAGACUCACAAGGCCAUCCAGGCCCUCAAUGGGCGCUGGUUUGCUGGCCGCAAGGUGGUGGCUGAAGUGUAUGACCAGGAGCGUUUUGAUAACAGUGACCUCUCUGCGUGACCUUAGACCCACUCCCUGGACUUGCACUUUCUCCUUGUUUCCUCUGGGUUUUAUAGAGUGAUUCGGUGGUAUCUUGGGCCCAGCCGCCCAGCCUGUGGAUAAAGGUGCAGAUGCUGCUGGCCCUGAA